Messenger RNA from Mus caroli (Ryukyu mouse), 1814 nucleotides. RefSeq names its product immunoglobulin superfamily member 6 (gene Igsf6). The record is from RefSeq and is a predicted model, not a curated record. NCBI's taxonomy places the organism in Eukaryota, Metazoa, Chordata, Mammalia, Rodentia, Muridae.
GAAGGCACAGGCAGCAGAGAUGGGCCCCGUGAGCACACGCAGGAGCGGCCUCCAGCUAGAGAUCAGCCUGAUCCUUUUCCAACUCGGUGUGGUGGGUGCCUGUACUGUGUAUGUGCUACAACCAGGUUACCUAGAGGUGGACUACGGUUCUGAUGCUGUCACCAUGGAGUGUAACUUUUCUACAGUUGGAUGCCCUCCAGUGCCACCAAAGAGCUUGUGGUUUCGCUGUGGUACUCACCAGCCUGAAGCUCUGUGCUUGGAUGGAUGCAAAAAUGAGGCAGACAAGUUCACAGUGAAAGAAACCCUGGACCGGGACCAAGUCUUCCUCACUGUUAACAGGCUGUCUCCAAAUGACAGUGCAAUUUACAUCUGUGGAAUAGCGUUUCUCGAUGAACUGUCACCAAGCGCUAAACACACUGGAAAGGGGACUACCCUGGUGGUAAGAGAAAGACUUUUCAGCAAGGAGGUGCGCAGUUUCCUGAUAGUGCUCUUAGCUCUGCUCUCUGUCUACGUCACCGGUGUGUCUGUGGCCUUCAUAGUCCUCUUCAAAUCAAAAUCCAACGGUCCAAGAAGCAGAGAAACCAAAGGCUCAAAAAAGAAGAGUGCUCGGCGCAUCUUUCAGGAAAUUGCUCAAGAAUUAUACCAUAAGAGAUACGUGGAAACAAGUCAUCUACCUGAGGAGGACGGACGGCACUGAUGAAAACAGAAAAGCACUCCCCAACCCUGGAAGAGCAUAGAUGUGCUUACUUUUCACUUAAACCACUGACAGUGCAACUCCAGAAUCUACGGCAAUAUGAAUGGACAUACAGAAAUCAAGACAACAUCAAAGAGAGCUGGGGUAUAGCUCAGCUGGCAGAGUGCUUGCCUAGUAGGCACAAAGUCCUAGCUUUGAUCCCCAGCACCACAUAAACUCAGCAAAGUGAUACAAGCCUGUAUUCCCAACAUUGUGAAGUAUAAAGAGUCAGAAGUUCAAGGUCAUCCCUGAGUAUAGGAUGAACCUGAAGUCAGAGACACAUCAUCUUGUCUCAAAAACAACCACUACCACCAAAAGAAAAGGACAGGACAAGUGGGAAAACAGCUGGCCACGCCAGACGGCAGAGCGUAAGUAGCUGUCACCAAUUGUAGCUACAGAAUAUGAAAACCUCAAGAAAACUCAACUGGAGGACGUUUUUCUAAUUUUCCAGGAAUAGUCUAAAAAGCCUCAUUUUGAAGAAAAAACUUCAUCUUAACAGUUUUUUAAAACUGUUACCAUGUUUAUGUUGUCAGUCCACCCAACAUACUAGAUGUGUGAUAGCCAUUAACUGAGAGAAGGUUUCAAGUUAAACCAGAGAUCUCAGUUCUGAGGGGGAAUAAAUACUUCCCUGAGUUGUAAAAAUGAUGAAACAAUUAGAAUCAAGUGAGAAGGGCAAAAAGAGUAAGGAGAAGAGCAAUUUCUGAAUAAGAGAAACUCAUUGUGAAGAGUAUCUUGGAACAACAAGUGAUUUCUUCUGAUACUGUAAUGGAGCCGUGGGCAGUGAACAUUCUCCAGCUGAGGUAUACGAAACAACUUAGGUUGUACCACCAACAAAACAAUACUACAAGAGACCAGAGGACGACUACAAACAGAGGAAACCCAAAGCCUAUCAGAAAAUGCCUCAGGAAUGCAGACAACUGACUCUAGAUGUCAGUGUGGUGCCAAAGAACUGCAGCCCCAGUGAGCUUGAAAGGAGGGUUUGAUACAACAAGGGCCUCACUAUCUCACUGAGGUGACCUGAGCCAGGCAUGCUGGUGCACACCUUUAAUCCUAACACUAAGGAGGCAGAGGCAGGUGAAUU